CAUAACCCUCUACAUCGGCUUACUUGAUGUAAGAGCCUCUAUUCACAGGCUUUCAAACGAAUCUCGUUUCAAAGGAACCCUAUUGUCGUCUUCUCUGUCCAACCAACUCUGUCUUUGUGUGAAAGGUGAAGGUAAUAGAACGCGCUUCCUUGUUCUAUUGCGAUGCCCAUUGUUACCAUUGUGUCUUGCUUUAUUGACUCGAGCAGCCCUGCUGUUUCUCCUUUAUUCCAGGCUUUCAUGUCAUUGUCCUUGUAUUAAGAUUUUUAUUUGCUAUAUCAUCAGCAUCUACCGCGCUUGCAUUGCUUGGAAACUACCCUAACGAAAACGAAAAAUACAUCCACCAUGUCCUUUACCAAACUCACUAUGUCCUUUACCAAACUUUCUAUCGCCGCCUUGGCCGCGACUGCAACUCUCAGUAACGCCUAUCAACUUGUCGAGCAACACAAAGGCGCAACCUUCUUCGAUGCCUUCGAAUUCUUCACUGAUUCCGACCCAACGCACGGCUCAGUCUCCUACAAGUCGAGACUCGAGUCUGCACCCAACAAGCUCAUUGGCAUUGUGCUGGACGAAAACAAUAGUUCGGCAGCCUAUAUUGGAGUCGAUAGCAAGAACACCACCGCCAAUAGACCCUCUGUUCGUUUGACCAGCAAGGCCUCAUACAACCACGCAUUGGUCUUGGCUGAUAUCGCUCAUAUGCCCUCUGGUUGCGGCGUAUGGCCGGCUCUAUGGAUGACUGGUCCUGAUUGGCCCAACUCUGGAGAGAUCGACAUCAUAGAGCAAGUCAAUGGUCAUGAUUACAACACUGCCACUCUCCAUACAUCUGCCAAUUGUGCCAUCACUGGUAGCCACAUCAACAGCGGACACUCUGAUCUGUUCAGCGGAACACUCGAAACGCCUGAUUGUAAUGUCAAUUCACCUGCUCAGAGCAAGAAUGCCGGUUGCGGCAUUCGUGCUCCCUCAAACGACACGUACACAGUCGAUAACGAGAGCUGUGUCCACUCCACCUCCGGUGACGGCUUCAACUCUCAACUCGGCGGUUUAUACGCCACCCUCUGGACAUCUGCCGGUGUCAGCAUCUACUUCUUCCCUCGCGAAUACAUCCCCGCCGACAUCACCGCCGGCCACCCCGAACCCAGUACCUGGACCUCCAAACCUCAAGCCGUCUUCUCUGGUAACGGCUGCAACUUUGACUCUCACCUCAAGGACCUUCAACUUGUCAUCAACACAGACUUCUGUGGAGAUUGGGCUGGUAACACCUGGGAAGCCGACGGUUGUGCCGCUAAGACUGGAGUGAGCAUUUGUGCUGAAUAUGUUCAGAUUAAUCCUAAAGCCUUUGAGACUGCCUACUGGCUCUUCAAUUCUAUUAGCAUUUACUCAAAUGAGACUGCUAGUGGGAAUUGAACUGUCUGGAGGUGUCUCGGUUGGAUUCGGCUAUUCAUGAAUAGCGAGUAUACGGAUUGACAGCUCAUGAAUGGGUGGUUUGCUGUUGUUCGAGACAGGAUGCUGGUUCAUCUCUGUCUACUGGAUUUGCAUCUUGCAUUGCGUUAGUGUUGAGUUUGGGUCAAAUUCUUUUUCUCUUUACUAUCUAUGUCGAAUAUUAAAUUCCAUGAUUUA
This is a messenger RNA of Aureobasidium subglaciale EXF-2481, 1614 nucleotides long. Its product is annotated as glycoside hydrolase family 16 protein. The record is from RefSeq and is a predicted model, not a curated record. Lineage: Eukaryota; Fungi; Ascomycota; Dothideomycetes; Dothideales; Saccotheciaceae. Gene Ontology annotation, molecular function: hydrolase activity, hydrolyzing O-glycosyl compounds. The transcript has 2 exons. Gene Ontology annotation, biological process: glucan catabolic process. The coding region runs from base 343 to 1401 and encodes 352 amino acids.